AUGUUUGAGCAUCUGAUAUCCCGGGGCGCCGACGUGGCCCAAUGCGAUGCGCUACAUUAUGCUGCUAGACAUGACAGUCAAGACCUUGAUACAGUGACAUCAAUCAUGCGGCAUUUCAUCACCAAGUACAAUCUCGAUGUGGACACGCGCGAUAGAUCUGGUGGACUUCCUCUAAGGGAAAGGAUUGAUCGUCCGACCAUGUAUCGUACUGGACAACCCGUGAGAUGGGCCGCCUACUACAACAACCCGAUCUCACUCCAAGCUCUCAUCAACUUGGGCGCCGACCCAACUCCAGCCUUGUACCACGCCGUGUACAGCGACCGACUAGAAUGUCUAGGGGUCCUUCUAGAUGCGGGCGUCGAGCCAUCAGAAGCUCUCGCUCUCGCGGUUUCCAGAGAUCAACCCGAGGCGGCCAUCUUGGCGCUCGAGUACGGCGCCACCGCAGACAAUGCUUUGAUGCGACGUGCCCAGUUGCGUGGAACUGGAAGCUUCAAUCCAGGAUUCAUUCCAGCAGUCAGUGAUAGAAUGUUGGAGAUUUUGAACGCCUCGCAACAUUAUAAAGAUGUGUGGUCGUCAAAGACACGGAUCCGAAGAACGGCGUGA
Pestalotiopsis fici W106-1 is the source of this 603-nucleotide messenger RNA. RefSeq lists its product as uncharacterized. The record is from RefSeq and is a predicted model, not a curated record. The transcript has a single exon. Lineage: Eukaryota; Fungi; Ascomycota; Sordariomycetes; Amphisphaeriales; Sporocadaceae. Bases 1 to 603 code for a protein of 200 amino acids.